GGUAGUACGCCAUAAGUUGAGCACAUUGAUUGGCCUUUUUAUAGCUUUUGACCAGGCUCACGAGCCAGUAUCUUACCUUGUCAUUCAUCCUCCAAGGAUGUUACUUGGCUUUGCUUUAUUGUUUAAGACCAGCAGGACGAGUUUAGCAGUCACUCUCCUGUUCGUGAAGCCAUUGCUCCAUGUUCGGCCGGACUUGACACAGUCAUUCUAUUUUCUGGAUAUGUUCAUAAGUCACUCUGAGCUACAAGGUGUAUCAGUCCCCUUUGUGAAAGAAUUGCCAUGCAAGGUCAUGGGUCCUUCCCAGAUGCUCCCGGCUGAGCUCUGUGUUGCCAUAGACCAAACACUUCUUUGCUUUUUGCCAGUUCAUAUAUGCAAGCAUAAAUUGGACCAAUAGCAGGACAGAGGGACUUGUUCAAGCACCAGUCCUGAAUUCCCAAUCUUGUCCAUCACGUGCAUAUAGGGCUGUAUGAACCAUCGUGAAUGUCGAGACGACAAAGCCUUCACAGUAAUUUACCAUGCAAUUGGAUUUUUGGUUAUGCUUAGGUGGUCGGUAUAUGCUGACGG
This is a messenger RNA of Aspergillus ruber CBS 135680, 564 nucleotides long. RefSeq lists its product as uncharacterized. NCBI's taxonomy places the organism in Eukaryota, Fungi, Ascomycota, Eurotiomycetes, Eurotiales, Aspergillaceae. The record is from RefSeq and is a predicted model, not a curated record. The transcript has a single exon. The coding region runs from base 98 to 394 and encodes 98 amino acids.